Cokeromyces recurvatus is the source of this 530-nucleotide messenger RNA. RefSeq lists its product as uncharacterized. The record is from RefSeq and is a predicted model, not a curated record. The transcript has 3 exons. NCBI's taxonomy places the organism in Eukaryota, Fungi, Mucoromycota, Mucoromycetes, Mucorales, Mucoraceae. Bases 49 to 423 code for a protein of 124 amino acids.
CCCCCACCCUUUUUUACUUUUUUCUUUUUUACUUUAUAAACAUACAUUAUGGGACUCUUUUCCUGGUUAAAUGAUUCAACAAACGAGAAAGAAGUGGAAGGAUUGGAUAAUACAAUCCCUGAAAAGACACAAUGUUAUUAUAUAGAAGGAUUUUUAAAUUGUUCUUAUUUUGCAAAUGCCAUUCGCAUUGGAGAUAAAUUAACAGAGAAAUAUCCUAAUGUCAAAGUUGAUGUCAGUGCCUAUAUCAAGCAACAAUGGAAUGAACGUUCAAUAGAAUUACAAAAGGAAUUUAAUACAAAUCAAACUUCUUCACCAUUUAUUUAUGAGGGUUGUGAUUUAGAAAAUCAAAAAUUGAUAGGUGGAUAUACAGAUUUUGCGAAAAAGGUCCGAACAAAUUAUAAAAUAAGCGUGCCUUUGGAUUAAACAACCUCCCUUAUUUGUUUACGAUUAAAGAAGAAGAAGAAAAAAAAUAAGAACCUAAAUGUAAACAACACAUGGUAUGGAAUGUGUAUUUCUUUAUUACUGUCCAG